CACGAGGCUUCAACUUCUUCGGCUUCUCCGCCUUCCAUCAAAGUUCUUGUUUUGAUAUAUUUUGUUCUCAGAGUUCUAAUUGUUGCUGACAACAUGAUAUAUUCCACUGGACUCUUAUACCUCUCUACUUCUACGUAUUCACUGAUUUGUCCUUCCCAGAUAGCUUUCAAUGUUGUUUUCUCCUAUUUCAUCAAUUCUCAGAAGUUCACUACUUUGAUUAUAAACUCUACGGUGGUUCUCACUUCAUCUGCUUCCCUACUUGUUGCUAAUGAAGACUUAGAUGAACCAUGUAGUUUAUCCAAAGGGAAAUACAUUGUUGGUCGCCUUGUUACCCUUGGAGCUUCUGCACUUUACUCUCUUAUACUUUCCCUGAUGCAACUGUCCUUUGAGAAGGUUCUGGAAAAGGAAAUAUUUGUUGUUGUUUUGGAAAUGCAAAUAUACACAUUGCUCGUCACUACUUGUGCUUGCAUAAUAGGUCUAUUUGCGAGCGGGGAAUGGCGCGGUUUGCACGAAGAAAUGAAGGGUUUUCACAAGGGAGAAGCUUAUUAUAUGUGGACUUUGGUGUGGACCACAAUAGCCUGGCAGGUUUGUUCUGUUGGUGCUGUUGGCUUGACUUUCUCUGUAAUGUCAUUAUUCAAUAAUGUUUUGGACUAG
Messenger RNA from Lotus japonicus, 654 nucleotides. RefSeq names its product probable purine permease 11. Gene Ontology annotation, cellular component: membrane. The record is from RefSeq and is a predicted model, not a curated record. The annotation marks the transcript as partial. Gene Ontology annotation, molecular function: purine nucleoside transmembrane transporter activity. The transcript is spliced from 2 exons. NCBI's taxonomy places the organism in Eukaryota, Viridiplantae, Streptophyta, Magnoliopsida, Fabales, Fabaceae.